Messenger RNA from Durusdinium trenchii, 833 nucleotides. NCBI's taxonomy places the organism in Eukaryota, Dinophyceae, Suessiales, Symbiodiniaceae. The record is from the annotation of a GenBank genome assembly.
UUCUUUUCCAAGUAUGCAGUAAAGUCUCGUGUUUUUGUAGCCGCCAGAGCCAUGGCCGACAGUGACACUGUCGCAUUGGUCCUGCAAGCUCGACAUCGGCAGUGCGUCGAGGAGUUAUUCGACGAUUACGCAGACGAUUUUGAUGAGCAUUUGAGCUCUUUGGGGUAUGAAGUCCCGAAGAUAUUGCUGUCCGUUUUGCCCACGGGACGCUUCCGGCGUUGCAUAGACCUGGGAUGUGGUACUGGGCUCACUGGCCUAUCUAUCAGGAACUGCUGCGAUGUUUUAGAAGGGGUUGACUUGUCUUCCCGCAUGGUUGAAAAAGCAUUGGACCGUGAAAUAUACGAUGCAGUGCAUUGUGCAGACCUUGUGGCGCACCUUCGAAAGCAAGCUGCAGAUUCUUGUGAUCUUCUAGUGGCCACUGAUGUUGUGAUGUACCUUUGCUGUAUAGAGCCUUUGUUCCAACAGGCCAAGCGAGUACUCUCGGUGGGUGGAAUCUUGGCUUUCUCCACUGAGUCUGCCACUGAUAAAGAGGCUCCAGAUGGUGUUGUGGAAAGAGCCUCAGAGCGCUUUGCACAUUCUCGGAGCUUCAUUGUGAAGCUGGCGGAGGGUUUUGAGAAGGUGGAUGUCAAAGAAGUGAACAUUCGACGAGACGGGGAGGCUGGACAAGUCAUUGGAGACAUUAUUGUCCUUCAACGUGUUCCAGAUGAAUGCCUUUCAGGUUCAGGCAACCCAGUAUACACCAGUACAUAGAUCAGGACGAGGCCAGCAACUUCAAAGAAGGUUGCACAGCCUUUCCUUCCAUUUCCUUCAGAUUUGCUGAAGUUCAAAAGAAA